AUGUACACCGCUACUGAGCUCUACCCCAAUGCUGAGGUCGGCAAUGCUGUACAUGAGUAUUGCAUCAACCACUCAACAGCUGUACCGAAGCACAUCGAUGAACACCGUAAUAACACUAUCGAAUGGGCCACGAAGACGAAUAAUGAUGCAGAUAUGAUGAUAAACACCCUGCAGGCACAAUUCUUGAUAUUCUUUGCAAAAGCACAAGGCGUUAAACGAGUUCUCGAAAUUGGUAUGUUUACCGGGUAUUCGGCGCUUGCUUGGGUUGAGGCCCUGAAAGAUAAGCCCGAUGCAGAAAUCGUUUGUCUCGACAUCCCGGGUCAAUCUACCGACUUUGCCAAGGAGACAUUUGUCAAGACAAAGGUGGAUAACAUUAUUAAGGUCAUCGAAGGAAAUGCUGAAACAAGCAUUGACUCUCUCGCCGGUCAAAAAUUUGACCUGAUAUUCAUCGACGCGAAUAAGGACGGCUAUGUAACAUACUUCGAAAAGGUUCUCAAUCUCAACCUCUUGUCGCCAAAGGGUAUCAUCAUUGCAGAUAAUGCUUUGAAACGUGGUCUAGUUGCGGAUAACUCAGAACGCAAUCCUGCUAGCAAAGAUGAGGGUCAAAUGGGGAACUAUGUGCAUAUUGAUAGGUUCAAUAAAUUUGUCAAGGAUGACCCAAGGGUGGAGCAUGUGCUUCUCCCUGCCUUUGACGGGUUGAACAUGAUCAGAUUGAAGUAG
Messenger RNA from Morchella importuna, 720 nucleotides. RefSeq lists its product as uncharacterized. The coding region runs from base 1 to 720 and encodes 239 amino acids. The transcript is spliced from 6 exons. The record is from RefSeq and is a predicted model, not a curated record. NCBI's taxonomy places the organism in Eukaryota, Fungi, Ascomycota, Pezizomycetes, Pezizales, Morchellaceae. Gene Ontology annotation, molecular function: S-adenosylmethionine-dependent methyltransferase activity; O-methyltransferase activity.